CGCCGCCGCGCCUCCCCGGCCGCGUCGCUCUGACGUGCGUCGCCGUCGUCGGUCGUCUCGUGCCGGAGGCUGCGGCCUGGAGUUGGAGCUAGCUAGCCCUACGCGGGACUCGCGCGCCCAGGGACCGGACCGACCGAUCGAUGGGGGUUCACCUGCUCAAGAAGCAGCACUCGUCGGCGUCGCUGGGGGGCUCGAGCGGGGGGCCGAUGCCGCCCAAGGGGUGCAUGGCGGUGCGCGUGGUGGGGCCCGGGCCCGGCGGCGGGGAGUUGGAGGAGGAGCGGUUCGUGGUGCCGGUGGGGUACCUCAAGCACCCGCUGUUCGUGGCGCUGCUCAAGGCGGCGGAGGAGGAGUACGGCUUCGAGCAGAAGGGCGCCAUCACCAUCCCCUGCGGCGUCGACCACUUCCGCCGCGUCCAGGGCAUCAUCCACCACCAGAAGCACCACCACAUCUCCGGCGGCGGGCACCAUGGCCACCACAACCACCACCACCACUUGAACAUCGCGGGGUGCUUCCGCGCCUGAUGCCCCCAGGAAGAGAAGGGAGAUCCAUGCAUGCCGGCCCAUCAUCUAUCUCCAGCUAGCGGAUGGAUCGAAGAACAAUAACGGUCUGGACAUAUGGACGGACGGAUGGAUAUCAUUAGAGUUUUUCUCUAGGUUUCUGAUGAUGAUGAAAAAGGAAAUCAAAGAAUCGUGAAUGUUUCAGUGCUUAGACUUUAUGCUCUGUCCGGCCUCUCUUGAUCUCCCUUUCUCUUCUACUAGUUCUUCUCUCUCUUUUGUGAAUGCUAGCUAGCUACUACCAGUUGUUGGCAUACUGCCAUAUCUUUCCGGAUUAAUUUCUCAGAUUCCGAAGUAUAUAGCUCUUCUUCUCCAUCAAAAUCCCGAAGUUUUUUUGAAUGCCUAUAAACAGACGGAUUGGCAAUUUAUAACGAGGAGGUUCUAAUUCCGCACUCCCUCCGUUCAAAAUUA
Messenger RNA from Panicum hallii, 965 nucleotides. Its product is annotated as auxin-responsive protein SAUR32-like. Bases 141 to 521 code for a protein of 126 amino acids. The transcript is spliced from 2 exons. NCBI's taxonomy places the organism in Eukaryota, Viridiplantae, Streptophyta, Magnoliopsida, Poales, Poaceae. The record is from RefSeq and is a predicted model, not a curated record. Gene Ontology annotation, biological process: response to auxin.